AUGAGUGGUGAUUCUAAUCAUUCUACUUUUAGGCCCAAUGCAAAUGCAAAUGUUGAUGCCAUGAAUGAAUGCGAUGCCCCGCAUGAUCAGUUGAAAGUUGCUCAAGCUAAAGAAAUUGCAGCAAAACUUGCCAUUGAUAAAGUUGAAACUGGUAAAGGCAAAAAUCAAGUUGGGACAUUAAAAAGGGCUGGAGAUACUCGACGGGGUUCUCACUUGGGAUCUAUUUCCAGUUUGAUAAAUAUGUUUGGUACAACUUGUUCAGUCUUAAGUAAUGCCAUCAAUGAUGGAGCCACCUCUACUCAACGUGCAGAUGCAGAUGGAGUUUAUGAUAAGAUUACAUCUUUUGAGUUUGUGUUUAUCUUACAUCUUAUGAGAGAUAUUAAUGAUGAUAUUUGCCAAGCUUCGCAACGUAAAUCCCAAGAUAUAUUGAAUGCAAUGCAUCUACUGUCAACUACAAAAGAACUUGUUCAAAAAUAUAGAGAAGAUGGAUGGAUUCCUUUGUUGGAGAAUGUUCAACUAUUUUGUGAAAAAUAUGACAUAGAUAUUCCUGAUAUGAGUGCUCGUUACACAUCUGAUAAAGGUCGUGCUUGUCACCAAAGAGAUCACAUUACUAUUGAGCAUCAUUUUCGGGUUGAUAUUUUUACAAUUAUAUGUGAUUCUCAAUUGCAAGAAUUGAACAACAGAUUUAAAGAAGAUGUGAUGGAGUUUCUUAUUCUUAGCUUUGCUUUAGAUCCUAGGGAUGACUACUGUUUAUUAAAAAUUGAAGACAUAUGCAAGCUUGCAAAUAAAUUUUAUCCUAAUGACUUUACAGAGCAAGAAAUUCCAUGCAAAAUUGCGAGAUUGACAUCCUUAAACAUCCUGAGUUUUAGCAACUAUUGA
Molecule: messenger RNA, 879 nt
Organism: Camellia sinensis
Lineage: Eukaryota; Viridiplantae; Streptophyta; Magnoliopsida; Ericales; Theaceae
Source: RefSeq, a predicted model, not a curated record